Aphanomyces invadans is the source of this 279-nucleotide messenger RNA. RefSeq lists its product as hypothetical. The record is from RefSeq and is a predicted model, not a curated record. The transcript has 2 exons. NCBI's taxonomy places the organism in Eukaryota, Oomycota, Saprolegniomycetes, Saprolegniales, Verrucalvaceae. The coding region runs from base 1 to 279 and encodes 92 amino acids.
AUGGACACGCACGAUGUCCCGGCGUUCCCUCGACGCCACCACAUUCUCGUGAUGCAGGAGAAGACUUGGAUGGAAUCCAACGUGUCGCGCGACAACAUUUUCGAGUCCCACGUCAGCAAAGUGGGCAUCGACACAGCUGCGUUGCUGGGGUAUGCCUUGUCUCCCUUACCUCCACAUGUCACGUCGCAUUGCCAACCCCUAGAUGUCUCGAUCAUAGCGCCGUUCAAACGCCACCUAUGCGACCUAUGGAUAGCUGACGACAUGAAUGACAACGAGUGA